Messenger RNA from Maudiozyma barnettii, 1230 nucleotides. RefSeq lists its product as uncharacterized. NCBI's taxonomy places the organism in Eukaryota, Fungi, Ascomycota, Saccharomycetes, Saccharomycetales, Saccharomycetaceae. The record is from RefSeq and is a predicted model, not a curated record. Bases 1 to 1230 code for a protein of 409 amino acids. The transcript has a single exon.
AUGUUGAAUGACACGCUAGAGCUGGCUGCAAAUUUUAAUGGACAUAGGAACGAUCAGAGUAUGAAACGAGACUAUACUGGUGGUAACACGACAAUGAUGAUGAUGAAUGAUAAUGGUGAUUUAGACCAAAAAACUGUUUCGGGGAAGAUCCCCCAUAAGAAAACUUCUAUUCAAACAAAAUUGAGCAUGGAACAGAGUAAGACAUUGAACACGUUUAUGAUUAAAAAUUUCAUUAGAGGUAUUAUGUUGAAACAUGUCUAUCUUUUCAUUCCCGAUGAUGUAAGUGGGAUUGUGGAUUUUAAGAAGAACAAUAUUUUGAAAUUAACAUUUAAUCGGGGCAAGACACCUUAUAUUUUUGAGACCAUUUUAAAGAGAGCACAUUCUACAGUUUUACAAUUUAAAAAAGUGUGUUGUAUUAUUAUUAAAUUUUUAGAAUGUUGUAAGAACGAAACAAAUUACAUGAAAUAUUUGAAGUAUGAUCUUCAUCGAUUAAUAGUUGUUGCAUUUGUAUUGAGUGUUCCUAAUGUCAAUAGUAACGAGGGUAACAAGAUCAUGAAUAGAGAGACAUGUUAUAGACUCUAUAGCAAAAUCUCUGGGUUAACCAUUGAAGAAAUCACAAACUGUUGCUCAAUAGUGAGACCAGUUCUUAUUAGACGGAGUAGAAAACAAAGAGGACUUAGUCGGUCUCCAAUAAAUGAUCAAAUGAAUGACAAUAAUAACAAUGACAAUAACGGUAAUAACGUGACUGUUACAUCUCCCCACAAUGACGAUCCUAGCAAUAUGAUGGAAGGGGAUGUGAAUAUGGCCCGUUUUAAUAGCACUGAUUCCCCUUAUGAUAUAGACGAGAAUUUGAUGAGUUAUAACCGAUUUUUAUCUGUAGCUCAAAGAAGUAUCGAUGUUCAUAGUGCUAAUUAUAACAUAGGUACAAAUUUGCCACCUUUAAAUGAUGAUGAAAGUGUACAAAGUCACAGUUCAUAUUCACACUCUUCAGAAUCUCCUUCAUUCCAACCUACAUUAAUUAACGAUGUCCGAUAUAGCAUCUCAUCGUUGCAUGAACUGAAUCAAAUUAAUGGUUCAGGUAGAAGACUGCACCAUAAUGUUCAUUUUCGGAAAAACGAUAGUAUUAAGGACAAUUCUCCAUUGAGUAAUGGAUAUAUUUUGAACACGGAAAUUGAACAGUUUAAUGAAAUGGGUAAAAACCUAGUCUUGGAAAACUUCACAAUAGUGUAA